Prorocentrum cordatum is the source of this 1230-nucleotide messenger RNA. The record is from the annotation of a GenBank genome assembly. Lineage: Eukaryota; Dinophyceae; Prorocentrales; Prorocentraceae.
AGACAUGUUCGCCCAAGGACAGGGGAGCCAGUUUGAGAGCCAUGGCCGCCGAAGGUUCCACGGCCUCUGAGACCGCUGAGGGUAGCUCGUUGGUCGUGGAGAGGUCCCAACAAGACUUCGAUGUGCCCAAGAAGUUGCGGGCGAAGGUUGUGCAUGGGUUCGGCCGCGGUAGCAAGACGCUCGGAUUCCCGACCGCGAACAUGGAGGUGAAGUGGGACAAAGGGGAGACCCCAGAGGAUCUGAAGCCCGAGGAACGAGAGAUCCUGGAAUUCGCACGCACCUGUAAGGCUGGUAUCUACUACGCCUGGGCCCAGGUAGCAGAUGGCCCGGAUAGAGGGGUGUAUAAGACCGCCAUGAGCGUGGGCUGGAACCCCACAUUCACCGACGUCAAGGUGAAGACUAUAGAGCCAUGGAUCUUGCACGACUACGGCGCAGACUUCUACGAUUGCGAGUUGCGCCUGGUGGUAUGCGGCUACGUCCGCGAUGAGUUGAAGUUCGAAAAGUUUGACGAACUUAUCCAGUUGCGAUCAGGGAGGACGGAGAAUUCUGCAGCGGGGCGCUGGAGACACCCGCGUCCGCGGCUCUGGCGCGUGACGCGUUCUUCGCAGGAGCAGCGGCGGCGGAAGGGGCGCCAGGCGGGCCCUGCGCCCUGCUCUGAGGUCGGACCAGGGGCAACGCCAGGGGGGAAAUCUGCGCGGACCUCCGAACUUCUGUUUACGCCGAUGCAUCUUCUUCAAGCUGCCUGGCACCACGAGGUGCCCUUCAAGGUGGGAAUCCGCCGCCACGCAACCAGGACGCAGCCGAAGAGGUGCCAGCGGAAGCUCAAGGCUCCUGUCAAGAGAAUUCGAGGAUCCGCGCGGACCUUCGUCGGACGGGGCUAGGACGAAGAUAAAUCCUUUCCAGAGCGUCCUGGAAUGCUCCUCGGAGCGUUCUGGGACGCUCUGAGGAGGCCGCGGCGCCCGAGACAUCCACCCCGGGCCGCCGGAUCUCAGAGAUUCUCGACUUCUCCUCACGCGAGUCUAUCAUCGUCCUGGCGUCGUCGAGGUGCCGUUUAUCAUCCCCUGAGGUGCCCUGCAGAUUCGGAAGGGGAGGGAGUUCGGGCGUAGAGGGCCGCCAGCCUCAGACCCCUGGUAGGGGUGGCCGCCUGCGGCAGCCGCAGCCCGUGGCCGCCGUGCGCGGCUCGUGGUGCGCGUGGCGCCCCCACCACUCUCAUCGCCGUCGUCUCGCCUU